AUGUAUCAUCAAUCGAACAAUUAUGAUAAUCAAUCUAUCGAAAUGAAUCCUAUUAAUGGGAAACCUUCAUCAUCAAAACAAACAAGUUUUCAACACAAAUUCAUUUAUCAAGUUUUCAUCUCUACAAAUGAUAGCCUAAUUCAAGUUCACAGAAAUGAUCGUAAUUCAUUAUCAACAAAAACUAUACGUGAUAAAAUAACAAUAAAUGUUAGUGGAAAACGUUAUCAAACAUAUUUAUCAACUCUUGAAAAUUAUCCAAAUACAUUAUUGGGUAAUAAACAAAAACGAAUGUAUUAUUGGGAUGAACAAGAAAAUGAAUUAUUUUUUGAUCGUCAUCGAACUUGUUUUGAAGCAAUACUUUAUUAUUAUCAAUCAAAUGGAUGUCUUCGUCGGCCAGAUUAUGUUCCAUUAGAUACAUUUUUAGAAGAAAUUUCAUUUUUUGAUUUAGGUCCACAAGCUAUAUCACAAAUACAUGAAUCAGAAAAUGUUUCAAUUAUUAAACAUAUUGAUUUACCAAAUUGGUUUUGGCGUCGUUAUAUUUGGUUUUAUUUAGAAUAUCCACAACAUUCAACAUAUGCUCGAAUUCUUCAUCUUAUUUCAAUGUCAUUAACUUGCAUAUUUUGUAUUACAUUAGCUAUUGAAACUUUACCAAAAUAUAAUGAACAAUGGGAUAAUUUAUGUGAAAAAAAUUAUAAUAUAACAUCAUUAAAAAAUAAUGAAUCAAUAUGUUUAGAAAGAUUUUCUUCACCACUUUUUAUAAUUCAAACAAUAUGUAUAUCAUAUUUAACGAUAGAAUUUAUUUUACGUUUAAUUAGUACACCAUCAUAUUAUAAAUUUAUUUUUUCUCUAUAUAAUUGGCUUGAUUUAAGUGCUAUUAUACCUUAUUUUGUACUAUUAGGUAUUACAUUAAAUCAUAAAGUAAUAAAUUUAAAUGAACGUUUACUUAUUGGUUUAUACGUAUUACGAAUAUUAAGUUUUUUACGUAUAAUAAAAAUUUAUUUAAUUUGUAAUCAAUUGAAAUCAUUACGUGUUCUUAGUUCAACAUUAAAAGAAUCAUUUAUCGAUUUUACUAUUAUGAUUAUUGUAUUGACUUCAUUGGCUUUUAUAUUUGGAGCUGCUGUUUAUUUUGCUGAAAAAGAUGUUAACGGUCUUGUUUUUGAUUCGAUUCCAAAAGCUACCUAUUGGGGAAUAAUAACUAUUACGACAGUUGGAUAUGGAGAUAUGUAUCCAAUAACAGUAAUUGGUCGAAUUCUUGCUUGUUCAUGUGCUUAUUUUGGUGUUGCAACGAGUGGUGUGCUUGUUUCUGUACUUGUUGAUCGUUAUCAACGUGUUUAUAAUCGAAAAAAAUUUUCUCCUGAACAAAUUAUAUCAACUGCCGAUCCAUCUAACAGUGAAUAUGAUGAAAAACAAGAUUUUAUAAAUAGAACAUUAAAUGAAAGUAAAAAAACUUUAUCAAGUAAAUCAACUCUACCAUUGGAACGUGAAUCUUCAAUACAUUCAUCAAUAAAUAAUACAAAAUCUGUUGAACAUAAUACUUCAUCAGUUCAUGUUCUAUUUAUUAUUUCGCUUACUGAUAAUGGAACAAAUAAUAAAUCGACGUAUCAAAAAGCAAAUGUACUUAUGGAAGAAUUAAAAGAAGCAGUACAAAAUAGUAAAGAUCAGAUUAAUUUAAAAUUAAUUAGUAGUAAAAUAGAUCCUGUAAGCGACAAAAUAUUAACUGUAAAUGAAAUGACUUCUAAUUCUGAAAAAUAA
Rotaria sp. Silwood1 is the source of this 1752-nucleotide messenger RNA. Lineage: Eukaryota; Metazoa; Rotifera; Eurotatoria; Philodinida; Philodinidae. The record is from the annotation of a GenBank genome assembly.